Jaculus jaculus (lesser Egyptian jerboa) is the source of this 2076-nucleotide messenger RNA. It is a transcript of the gene N4bp3, whose product is annotated as NEDD4 binding protein 3. Lineage: Eukaryota; Metazoa; Chordata; Mammalia; Rodentia; Dipodidae. Gene Ontology annotation, cellular component: cytoplasmic vesicle. The record is from RefSeq and is a predicted model, not a curated record.
UCUCUCCAGCCCAGAAAUGAUGUUUUAACUCGUUGGAUUUGAAUGUGAAGCAGCUUCCUGUACCCUGUUGAACCUUCAUGGCCACAGCCUCAGGCCCUGCUGGCAUUGCCAUGGGCAGCGUGGGCAGCCUGUUGGAACGGCAGGAAUUUUCCCCCGAAGAGCUCCGGGCUGCACUUGCUGGAUCCCGGGGUUCCCGGCAGCCAGAUGGGCUCCUCCGAAAGGGCUUGGGCCAGCGUGAGAUUCUCAGCUACCUGCACCUCCCCAAGAAGGACGGCAAGACUGCCAAGCGGACACCUCGGAAUGAGCCCGACUAUGCCACCCUCUACUACCGGGAGCAUCCUCGAGCUGGUGACUUUAGCAAGACUUCCCUGCCAGAGCGGGGUCGCUUUGACAAGUGCCGCGUGCGUCCGUCCGUGUUCAAGCCUGUAGCGGGCACCGGGAAGGGCUUCCUGUCCAUGCAGAGCCUGGCGGCCCACAAAGGCCAGAAGCUGUGGCGCAGCAACGGCAGUUUGCACACGCUGGCCUGCCACCCUCCCCUGAGCCCGGGGCCCCGCGCCAGCCAGGCCCGGGCGCAGCUGCUGCACGCGCUCAGCCUGGACGAGGGCGGCCCCGAGCCCAGCCUCUCGGACUCCUCCAGCGGGGGCAGUUUUGGCCGCAGCCCCGGUGUGGGCCCCGCUUCCUUCAGCUCCUCCCUGGGCCACAUUAACCACCUCGGGGGCUCCCUGGACCGGGCCUCCCGGAGUCCCAAGGAGGCGGGGCCGCUGGCGGUGCUGAGCUGCCUGCCCGAGCCGCCGCCCCCGUACGAGUUCUCCUGCCCCAGUCCCGAGGACGUGGUGGCCGUGCUGCCAGAGGCCUGCGGCGAGCCCAAGAGGACCCUCGGCGACCCGGAUGCGCCCAACCCGUUCACCCAGGUGGUGGAGGAGCGCCAGCGCCUGUGGCUGGCAGAGCUGAAGCGGCUCUACGUGGACCGGCUGCACGAGGUGGCCCAGAGGGCCGAGCGCAGCGAGCGCAGCCUGCAGCUGCAGCUGUUCAUGGCCCAGCAGGAGCAGCGGCGGCUGCGCAAGGAGCUGCGGGCUCAGCAGGGCCCCGAUGCCCGGCCCUCCGGCUCCCUUCCCGAGCCCGACUCCAGCCGGCCAGAAGAGGAAGCCCGAUGGGAGGUGUGCCAGAAGACGGCCGAGAUCAGCCUCUUGAAGCAGCAGCUGCGGGAAGCCCAGGCAGAGCUGGCUCAGAAGCUGGCCGAGAUCUUCAGUCUGAAGACGCAACUCCGGGGCAGCCGGGCCCAAGCCCAGGCUCAGGAUGCCGAGCUGGCCCGGCUGCGGGAGGCUGUGCGCAGCCUGCAGGAGCGAGCCGCCCGGGAGGAAGCCCCCGGCCGCUGCGAGACGGACGACUGCAAGAGCCGAGGGCUGCUGGGGGAGGCGGGGGGCAGCGAGGCCAGGGAGGACGCCGAGCAGCUCCGGGCAGAGCUGCUGCAGGAGCGGCUCCGAGGCCAGGAGCAGGCCCUGCGCUUCGAGCAGGAGCGGCGGACUUGGCAGGAGGAGAAGGAGCGGGUGCUGCGCUACCAGCGUGAGAUUCAGGGGGGCUACAUGGACAUGUACCGCCGCAACCAGGCACUGGAACAGGAGCUGCGGGGGCUGCGCGAGCCCCCCACGCCCUGGAGUCCGCGCCUCGAGUCUUCCAAAAUCUGAGGCCAGCAGAGCAAGCUGACACAGACCUGUCGGAAGAUGCCCUGAGACAGCGAACUCCUUCCUGCCACUGGUCUGGGGCAGAAUCUGGGCCAGCUGAGGAAUCGGGGGAAGGCCAGGUGACAGACAGGAGGGAUCCAGUGAGCAGUGGGCUGGAUAAGGUGCAGGCUCCAGGAGUCAGGGCAAGGCCUUGCUGGCAGAGAAGCAUCCAGGCUGGGCCCAGCCCAGCUCCCUGAAGUGGGUGUGGUUCAGUGAACGAGGUUGUGGUGUCCAGAGCUCAGCGAAGCAGGGCAGAUGUGGGAGUGUGGCUGCAGACCUGGGCUGAGACCUUCCUCCAUGGGAAGAGCCUGGGAUGGGAACAUUGGCCUCCAGAAUAAAACCACAUUUUCUAUGA